AUGACAGAUAUGCGCUUCGAGAGCGCGAUCGGUAAUAACCAAAUUAAAUAUUUGGAAAGUUUAUAUAACGACAUCAAAAAUGCGUACGCGAAUGAUUUUUCAAAAUACUACAAUGCUGAAAUUGAAGAUGCCUAUGAGAAGGUAGUAGCGGAAUAUUUUGAAAAUCUGGGGCAUUUGGAAAGAUGUUUAGUGAAAGAAGAGCCAAAAAUAAAUUAUCGCCCCAAUUUGGAAUUGGAAAAAUUAAAAAUUCCAAUAUUUUAUGGCGAGAUAAAAGAAUGGGCUAAUUUCCACAAUGUGUUCCAGGAUAUGGUUCACAAAAAUGAGCAAUUAUCAAGCUCAGAAAAAAUGUUACGCCUUCGCCUUUGUUUGAAUGGUGAAGCUGCAAGGUUAAUACAACAUCUGCAAAUAUCAACCGAAAAUUAUGAAGCAGCGUGGAGUCUGCUUAAACAAAGAUACGAUAAUAAACGUAUUUUAUUCACAACACAGUGGGACAGGAUAAUGGAUCAACCGCCGAUAAAUAGUGACAAUGCUGACAGCGUAAGGCAAUUGCUCGAUACUACAAAUGAGUGCCUUAACGCAAUACAGUCACUAGGAAUACAAAUUGAAAACGCAGACCCAUUUAUUGCUCGAGUCAUAGUUCGCAAGUUAGACAAAGAUGGACUCAAAUUAUAUGAGCAAACGGUUAAAAAGACUAGAGAGGUGCAGACAUUAUUUGAUAUUAGAGAUUUUCUGGAUCAACACUUCCAGACAUUGAAAGCUGUAGCCGAAAAGGAGCAAGGCUACAAAAUCCGAAAGCAGCUCAUAUUUAAAGCGAAUCACACGUCGACCAACACGAGGAGACAAUUUAGGCAGUGCACUUACUGCAAAAUACCGAAUCAUAUUAUAAUCGAAUGCAGAAGUUUCAAGGGCAUAUCAACGGAUGAAAGACAUAAAUAUGCCAAAGACAAUAAAAUCUGCUACAGGUGCCUGCUUCACAAAUUAGGAGAAACUUGUACCAGCAAUAUGAAGUGUAAAAUAUGCAACAUCAGCAGUCAUCAUGAGCUCCUGCACUUCGAUAACGUUCAAAAGAAAUCGGCAAUGUCCACAAAAGCAGGUCUAAGAACGGUAAUUCUGGCCACAGCCCAAGUGAGAGCAAAAGCUGCGAAUGGUGAGCACAUAUUAUUAAGGGCUCUUAUUGAUCAAGGGUCACAAAUAACAUCAAUUUCCGAAGAGGCAGCACAGAUAUUAGGUGUACCAAAGAAAAAAGUGAUGACAAAGCUUCAUGGCCUAGGAGAUGUUGUGGUUGGUGAAUCGAAAUUUAAAAUUAAAGUGCAAAUUACACCACGUUUUCUAAGCCAGCACGUCGAAGAAGUGGAUGCCAUAGUUUUAUCAACCCUUACAACUGCGCAACCUGAUCAAUCCUUCAGGUUCAACUUUAAAAAAUGGGAAAACUACACUCUUGCUGACCCAUUAUUUAACAAAGCUGAUAGAAUUGACAUGGUGAUUGGUGGUGAUAUAUUCGGCAGAAUAAUAGACAGAGGCAUAAAAAAGCACAAUAGAGUUCUUGCACAAGCUACCAAAUUCGGUUGGAUUUUGUCUGGAAUAAUUAAACAUAAGAAACCAGGCAAAGUCACAUCGGCAGUAACCAACCUUGAGAGAUUUUGGGAGCUAGAGGAAGAACAAGAUGAAGAAGCUAAAGUGGAAGACGAAAUGUGUUUGAAAAAGUUCGAGGAAACCACUAAACAAGAUGCAGAUGGGCGAUUCAUUGUGGAAAUUCCAUUUAAAGACGACAUGGAGCUGGGUGACUCUCGUAAACAGGCAAUUGCUCGGCUGCUAUCCAUGGAAGCCAAGUUCAAAUAG
Messenger RNA from Rhagoletis pomonella (apple maggot), 1839 nucleotides. RefSeq lists its product as uncharacterized. Bases 1 to 1839 code for a protein of 612 amino acids. Lineage: Eukaryota; Metazoa; Arthropoda; Insecta; Diptera; Tephritidae. The transcript has a single exon. The record is from RefSeq and is a predicted model, not a curated record.